This is a messenger RNA of Liolophura sinensis, 2484 nucleotides long. RefSeq names its product pyrokinin-1 receptor-like. Gene Ontology annotation, molecular function: neuromedin U receptor activity. Gene Ontology annotation, cellular component: plasma membrane. The record is from RefSeq and is a predicted model, not a curated record. NCBI's taxonomy places the organism in Eukaryota, Metazoa, Mollusca, Polyplacophora, Chitonida, Chitonidae. Gene Ontology annotation, biological process: neuropeptide signaling pathway.
GGCCUCUAGUAUGAAAGAGGGGCGAAUCGGACAGUGCCACGAGGUCUCUUGUGAGAGAGUUGUGCUCAGGUUGUUGCCUUCAGUGUGGAUCGCUCAUGCUGACAGCUAUACUGUAGAAUUGACGAAUCUCUUGUCAUCAUUGAAGAAUUCUAGACAGGAAGAAGUUGCAUAAGGAUGUCAGUUCUCGGAAAUUGACUUUGUCCAGUUCUUUGUUGGUGAUGGUCCAAGACCACCUAGGGAAAUGAUUUGCAAACUUUCUCAUGGCCUUCCACACGGCACAGUGACGGGAUAGAGACGUAGAAGAGCGAGAACGUUGUGAAGAUGUGAGGUUUGAAAUCAUAUGGGACACCGCAUCGCUUUCUUGAACGAUAGGAAUAAACUCCAACAGUCUACAAGCCGAAAUAUUGAUACCUUGUUGUGAAUUGAGAUGCGCUGAAACUGCGUAAGAAUGGUCUGUAUUUGAUACAAAUCCCUCCGCCCGGAGAAAUCUUGCUUCACGUACAACUGCUGGGUCUUUUACUACCAGGGAUAACACAAUCGAUUCGAACCGACAGCCUGCCACACGGGCUGGGAAAUUGUGCAUCAACAGAGUUUUAGGGAAGCACCAUGGAUCUGAACAGGACAUGCGGGAAUUUCAGCUGUAAUGGCACGGAAAACAACUCCCAGUUUGUGGAUAUAGAAAAGUUGUUAAGUGAUUCACUGGGUGAACGACGAAGGGAUUUACCAUCGGCUGUGGUUUUGACAGUUGUGUACAGUUUGGUUUUUAUAACAGGAACUAUUGGGAAUGUCUGUACCUGUGUUGUCAUUGCCAAGAAUUCUUAUAUGCACACAACCACCAACUACUACCUCUUUAGUCUGGCCGUCUCGGAUCUUCUUAUGAUCUUAUCUUGCCUGCCUCCAGAACUUUACCAGAUAUGGGAAGCCUAUCCUUGGAUAUUCGGGGAGCCUUUCUGCAUUGUGAAAAUUUUGUUGACAGAAAUGACGUCAUACGCGUCAGUGUUGACGAUCACGACUUUCACGAUCGAACGUUACAUCGCUAUUUGCCACCCACUGUUGGCACACAAGAUGGCGGACACACGCCGUGCGAUAAAAAUUAUCAUCUGCGUGUGGGUUAACCGCAUUCUGUUCGCCUUGCCGUAUCCCAUCCACACCCGGACCUCUUAUUACGUGUCCCAUCCUGUGACUGGGGAACCUGUGAAGGACUCUCUGACCUGCACAAUUCCUCUUAAAUGGAGACAGGACAUGACGGUGAUGUUUCAGAUUUCCUCUUUCUUGUUUUUUGUGACACCUAUGGCAAUAAUCACAGUGCUGUACAUCCUGAUAGGAAUAACCAUCGGGAGAUCCGGGCUUUCCCGUGGAGCUUCAGAAGAGUCGUGUCAGGGCCGCCCCAGGGGCACUGCCCAGUCAACUCCCAGAAGAGCCGUUCUCAAAAUGUUAGUGGCUGUCGUUGUGGCAUUCUUCGUCUGCUGGGCACCGUUUCACGCACAGAGAUUUAUGACGUUGUACGUGAAGGACUGGACGAAGACUCUCCUGGAGGUUCAGAGCCAACUGUUUUACGUCUCGGGUCUUCUUCUGUACGUGAGCUCUACGGUUAAUCCCAUUCUCUACAAUCUCAUGUCAAAGAGAUACAGACAGGCAUUCAGAGAAACACUGUGUUGUUGUAUUGGACAGAAGAACCCAAGACGGUUUUCUUUUGGAAACAGCCACACUGAACAAACAGUGAACAACGGUCUUCGGACUGUCAGGUUCCUAAGCGCUGACAAGUCACAGACAAAACCAGUGUACGGUUCUAAUCGUCUCCAAGUACCGGGAAAGAGUGAUAGUUGUUUACAGGAGCGGCUACUAAGCGGUGUCUCCAAGGCUUCUCCUGACGACCAAAAUGGCUGUGUACUCGGUUGUAAAAAAACGUCGGACCCAAACGGAAGAUUGCUAGGCAGAAAUGAAUUGUCCAUAAACAAAAACGGCCAUAGUUCAGGGGAAGUCUGCCUCUCGCCUAUCACCAGUGAUAAUUCUCGUCAACAGUUGUUGGCAGAAGAAUGCCAUCACGACAACACACCACUGUGAUACACUGUUGUUUCCGCCAACUGAUCAGCUGGGUCGUUGUUGUAGCUUUAUGUCCCUAAUCCGUCACAGACAAGGCUGGGGGCAUUGCCACAAGACUGCUCGCAGAACAUUGCCAGGCAAAACCCCUUUAUCCGUUUUCAAGAGCAGUACACCCAAACAUUGAAACUUGCCUGAAUCCCUGCUACCGUUAUAUGUGAUAUGUUGACACAUACUUUCUCUAUUCCAAACAUUUUAUUGAAUCUUCUGCAUUCUACUUUAAAAACGACUUACCCAUAUCUGGUACCCAUGAGUGGUGUUGAGUUUUAAUGGAGGCUCAUGUCAUUGACUGUGAAUACAUGAAUAUUUUAUUUUGUCACAAAAUUCCGCCUUCGAGUCCUCUUCAUAAUAAAUAAUAUAAUAAUAAAAAACCAAAUAACUGUA